AUGAAUUGGGCAAACUACUGGCAUAACAUGGUUCAGUGGUACCUCAUCAUUGUCAAAGGUUGGCCUGACAACAUAUCAUUUGUCAACCUUAGCAGUGUCUCCAGUGCUCUACCAGACCUGGAAAUUCUCUUGCAUAAAUGGCAGUUCCAUGCCAUCCAUUGGAGGUGCUUGGAAGAAGAUGAGUAUCUCAAACUCCUUGAAGAGCACAAUGAGAAGUUGGAGCAAGGCAAAAUUGCUGAAGAAUACCAGCAGACUCAUUCAGACAAGGGGAAAAAACACAUACAAACUUCUGAUAGUUCUCAGUGCAAGAAGGCAUUCAAGAGUACUGAAACUGUUGUAAGUGAUGAUGAAAAUGAUGAAGAUGAAACAGCACUGGCUACUGCCUCCACUCAUGCCCUUGCCAGUAUGAAUACAAUGACAGUCCAGCCUACUGCCACUCAUGCCCUUGCCAGUCCCUUUGCUAAUGAAUCCUUUAACAAUGAUAUGACAUUCAACACUUCUAACUUCCUGACUGCCACUGGUCCAGACUUUGGCAAUACAAUGGGGGGCUUUGGGUUUGAUACAAAUUUUGAGGGUAUGGAGAAUCUUGGUUUUGGAAUGACACUGACCUCAUAA
Molecule: messenger RNA, 615 nt
Organism: Suillus subaureus
Lineage: Eukaryota; Fungi; Basidiomycota; Agaricomycetes; Boletales; Suillaceae
Exons: 1
Coding region: 1-615 (204 amino acids)
Source: RefSeq, a predicted model, not a curated record